Messenger RNA from Lodderomyces beijingensis, 2910 nucleotides. The record is from the annotation of a GenBank genome assembly. Lineage: Eukaryota; Fungi; Ascomycota; Pichiomycetes; Serinales; Debaryomycetaceae.
AUGCUGCUGCUGCUAGUGCCUCGCAUUUCAAUUCCAUAUAAUGAGACCAACGAUUCUUCGACGAAAUUGAAUAAAUUUGCUUUAAUAAAUUACCAAAACACAGAACGCAUAACCGUCACCAUUGGCGACAAUCUACUUGCGCAAUCUUGUAUCAGAACAAGCCUCGAUGCAGACAAAAAACCAAUCAAUGUUGAUGUCGAUGAUCAUCAUCAACAACAUCACCGUCAUCGGCCAUUCAGCUAUAUCGAAAACACUUGCCAAGAAGAGAAUGCGCGAUUCCCGUUACUCACGAAAAUCAGCCCGCUGUUCAACAAAUUCAAAUUGCAUGUGUCGAUAAAGCCCCUGCAUGAUUUCGAAGGGCGAUCGCUACUUAUCGUCAAAAACUCCAGCAUUGAAGAUUUCCACAAGUUGAAAGCAUUGUCCAAGAUUGAUGAAAUCGCGGCGAAUACAGAAGUUUCGAAAAUUGAGUACAAGAACUUGCCCAUUGAUGGCACCUUGAACGAGUUUCAAAAAGUCAUCAUAAAUGAUACUUUUGAUCGCGAGUUUGUUAAUGAUACCAGGCUAGUGGUAUCCUUAUGGGAGCACGAUCUAAACUCCAAUCAUUACACGUAUUGUUUCCAUUUCAGCAUGUGGAUUGACAAAUCCGAUAAAAGCUCAGCUCAAAGUCCCGUCCAAAGUCCCAUGCAAAGUCCAGCGGAUAACAAGCCCUUGCCCGUGCUACCGAAAGAAGCAAGCAAUGGCGAAACACGAAGCUUCAGUUUGGGUGAUUUCAGAAAAGAAUUCCAUUACAAUAUAGAAGAUGGGCCCGAGUUUCGUAAAACGCUAUCGGGGUUUGAAAACGCCGUGCCCGUGGCCAACAAAGUUUACAGUGGAUUAAUCGAAGACUUUAAAAUCUUGGAAUCGAACUUCCGACGAAUGAGCAGCACCAAAGUCAAGAUCAUGGAUGGGGUGAGCCAUUUGAUGGACUUGGAAUCCGCGAGUCUCUUGAACGAGUUUGGCUUCAAAAAAAGCUUUUAUAUUGCAUUUCGCGACUUGUUCAGUUCGUUUGAAAAAAACUUGAGCUUUUUUUUGGAAAAUGUUUGCGAUAACAAGUCCCUAUCAAAGAUUAUCAACAAUAUUUCCGUGCAUCAAGUCGAGAGUCUGAAUCAAUCGGAACUAUCACAGAUGAAAAAACAAUUUGAAAACGAUUCUAAAGAAUACUACGCGUGGAUGAACAAGUACCUUGCAAAUGAAAAGGACCGGCCCGAUUCCAAGCUAUUGGCAAAGCGUAAAGUGUUUGAGCUUUCCAAAUUUGAUUACCUCAACCAAUUGAGCAAAAUCACAAACAACCAGUAUGUCAACGAGCUAUUGGAAAAGCUAUUCAAGUUUAUCAAUCUAGACUAUAGCAAGAAAAACCCCAGGCUUUUAGAUGUAAAAGCAUUCUUGAGCAAAAAAUCCAACCCGGAUCUUUUAGAUGACAAUUAUCAAAUAUACUUGCACGUUUUAACCAAGUUCAAUAGCGAAAAGUAUCAAUUUAGACAGAAAAUCGAGGCUUGCCAGACAAAUGAGGAGUUGUCAAAUCUAAUUCGGUACAACAGAUUGAACCAUUUGAGGCAACCCGCCAAUCCGCUCGGUACCGCGUCGGCAGACGAGUCCACCACUGACGAAUUUAUGGUGACUAAGGAAAAUUUCGAUCUCAUAUUCUCCGAUAGCGGGCCUCCCAAGAAUACCACUUCGUCCACCGAGAAUGAUUUAAAUGAAAUGUCCGGUAUAUUGUUCACCUUGGGCGGGCAAAAGAAACAAGGCUGGCACAAGGAAUGGGUGGUGUUACGAAAGGGCCAGUUGAUAGAGUAUGCAGAUUGGAGAAAGGGCAAAACCCCAAUCAAUGCCCCGAUUGAAGUCGCCUUGUCCAAUGUCAAAGCCGUGUCCCAUGACAAGAGACAGCACUGUUUUGAAAUUUUGACUUCCAAGGGCCACAAGCGUGUGUUCCAGGCCUUUGGUAGCGAGGACCAAAACAAGUGGGUCAAGGCAUUGUACAAUGCGGGGCAAAUGGUCAACACGGAAAGGUUGCAGCAGAGCAUGGGUGUGAAAAACGGCAAGCAUCUGAAACGGCAUCUCGGGAGAUUGGUGACCGAAUUUGGUAACAAACCAAUAAUACCGGGCCAAUCGGUGGACAGAUCAGUGUCCCCGGUAUCUAUCAGGUCCAAGUUGCCACUGGAAAAGGAUUACUUGAAAUCGGUACGAACUAUCGCUAAUAGCGACAACGGCAUAUGUGUCGAUUGCGGUCUGCAGGAACUGGUGGAGUGGAUCUCGAUCAAUUCCUUGACUUGUAUGUGCGUAAAUUGCGCUUCUUGCCACAGAAACAUUGGAUCCCACAUAACGAAAAUCAGGUCGUUGAAGUUGGACAAGUUUGAAAACGAGACCGAGAUCCUCUUGCGGUAUAUAAACAACCGCCAGUUCAACGAGUUUAUGGAGGAGAAUUUGCCUCGGAGUGGGAAAAUCACCGCUGACACAAGCAACGAGACCAGGCUUGCAUUCAUCAAGGCCAAAUAUUCGCUGAAAAGCUACGUGUCCGUGAUACCCGAUAUCGACAACCAGAUCAUCAAAGCGAUUCAAAAGAUCCAGAUCCACAAUGUUCUCAAGUCUAUAUUCUGUGGCGGCGACGUUAAUCUCAACAUCCAAGUCAAGACACAGAAUGCCGCUGGAACUUAUUACAUCAGCCUCUUUGAGUACUCGCUACGCAAGUACGUGGAAGUCGAGUUGGAAGACGGGGAAGAAGGUAGCAAGAAGUACUUUAUCAUAUCGGAAUUGCUCAUGCUCAAUGGCUGCCUGAACUAUGGAGACCCCUAUAAACAAAACCGCGACUUGAAAAUAUCCUCGAGUGCCAUGGACUACUGGAAGACAAGGUGUUCUAGACUCGGCUUGACUUGA